AUGAAGGUCUUUGCUCUUGGUGCCCUCGCUUUGGCGAGCUCGGCUUUGGCUGAGGAUGUCCUCUACAGCAAGCGUCUGGUCAAGCGCUUUGUCGAUGACGAUGGCAACUACAACAUGUCCUUUUUCCAUGUCAAUGAUGUCCACGCCCAUCUCGACGAGUUCUCCUCUUCGGGCACCGACUGCGUCGAUCCCAAGAAGGGCUGCUAUGGCGGCUACGCUCGCAUCAAGCACACCGUCGAUGGCCUCCGCAAGGAGUACCCGGACAACCUCUGGCUCAAUGCCGGCGACGAGUUCCAGGGAACCCUCUUCUACUCCUUCUACGGACCCGAGAAGAUCGCUGAGACCCUCAACGACCUCGAGUUUGACGCCAUGACGCUUGGCAACCACGAGUGGGACGGCGGUGAUGAGGAGCUUGGAGAGUUCCUCAAGAACUUGACUUUCCCUGUCAUUUCUUGCAAUGUCAAGAGCGAGUAUGAGAACUUGAACAAGACUAUCAAGAACUACCACAUCUUUGAGGAGCAUGACCUGGCUGUUAUUGGCGUCACCACCGAUACCACGCCCGGCAUCUCGAGUGUCGGCAACAAGACCACCUUCCUCGACCCCAUCGAGGAGGUCCAAAAGUCCGUCUAUGAGAUCCGCAACAAGACCGACAUCAAGCGCAUCGUCGCCCUCACCCACAUUGGCUACGACGUCGACAAGGAGCUCGCCGCCAAGACCGAGGGCAUCUCGCUCAUCAUCGGCGGCCACAGCCACACCCCCCUUGGAGAGAUGAAGAACGCCGAGGGCAAGUACCCUACCAUCGUCGAUAAUAUCAACGGUGACGAGGUCUUUAUCGUGACGGCGUAUCGAUGGGGCGAAUACCUCGGCUACAUCGAUCUGACCUUUGACAAGGACGGCAAGGCCCUCGCCUACCACGGAGGCCCCAUCCACAUGGACAACAAGACCGAUGUGGACGAGGAGCUGCAGAAGAAGGUCGAGGCCUGGCGCGGACCCUUUGAGGAGUUUGCUGCUGAAAAGGUCGGCAACACCAAGGCCGAGCUCGACCAGACUCAGUGCCAGAAGGGAGACUGCCUCCUUGGCCAGGUCAUGGCCGACGCCAUGCUCGAGUACCGCCUUAACCAGAGCCGCAGCGAGGAUGACAAGCCUGCUCUUGCCUUUGUCAACGCCGGCGGAGUCCGCGCCACCAUCGACAAGGGCGACAUCACCCGCGGCGAGGUCCUCACCUCGUUCCCCUUUGGCAACGCCAUCGUCGAGCUCACUUUUACCGGAGCCGAGUUGGAGGAGCUAUUCGAGGGUGCCGUGUCCCGCUUCAACCAGAACAACAAGAAGCCUAUCACUUCGUGGUUCCAGGUGUCCAAGGGUCUCAAGAUCGAGUACAACCCUGAAAACAACAACGGCUCCAAGCUCAUCAGCCUCACCCUCGACGGCAAGGCUUUCGAGAGCAAGACCAACUACCGUGUCGUCACGCUCGAUUUCCUGGCUGGAGGCGGUGACAACUUUAUUGCGACGCCGAACAAGAACCUGGCGACUCUGGAUAGCCAGGAUGAGGUGCUCAUCCAGUACCUCACCGCGUAUAACCCCCUGGACGCCAAGCUGGAGGAGCGUGUCGUGACGACGAACGAGACUAGCGCUUCUGAGGAAGAGGACCAGGAGGAGGCCAAGUCGGGUACGGGAAGCAGCGGAGGUAGUGGAGGCAGCGGAGAGAAUGCGGCUAGCAGUGCCAAGGUGUCGCUGUUUGCUGCUGCUGCGGGUGUUGCCAUGGUCCUGUUGACGAUGUAA
Messenger RNA from Fusarium keratoplasticum, 1779 nucleotides. RefSeq lists its product as uncharacterized. Gene Ontology annotation, biological process: nucleotide catabolic process. Bases 1 to 1779 code for a protein of 592 amino acids. NCBI's taxonomy places the organism in Eukaryota, Fungi, Ascomycota, Sordariomycetes, Hypocreales, Nectriaceae. The record is from RefSeq and is a predicted model, not a curated record. The transcript is spliced from 2 exons. Gene Ontology annotation, molecular function: hydrolase activity.